This is a messenger RNA of Achroia grisella, 994 nucleotides long. Its product is annotated as spherulin-2A-like. NCBI's taxonomy places the organism in Eukaryota, Metazoa, Arthropoda, Insecta, Lepidoptera, Pyralidae. Bases 98 to 994 code for a protein of 298 amino acids. The transcript has 2 exons. The record is from RefSeq and is a predicted model, not a curated record.
UAGAACUGUGUUAAACCUACUGUGAAACUGGAAAGCUAGCGAAGAUAUCUUCGAGACCCUGAAGCCCAAGAAAUCCGCAGAACCAUACAGAUACAACAUGGCUGGGUAUUUACUUCUGCUUUUACCCUCGCUAGUACUGGCGAAAAUUGACAUCGAGCUGGAGGGGACCUUCGCUGAAGGUGAUGCCUCGCAGAUGAAGGUAUACACUUCUGGCAGAGACAUCGAAAUCAUCUCUGACAUGGAGCGUAAGACCUUCGACAUAGAAGAUAACAAUUUGAAGAACUGCGUCAACACUUUCUUCGGAGCUCGUCCCAAUGACGCAUUUGUACGUAGCCCUACACCAUGGAAUGACCUCUACCAGACAUACAGCUGGAAUGAGGUGGCUCGCACUUUAGUGCCCAGGAACGGGCGGGUGAUGAGCAUCUCUUCCCAACCUACUAUAGUCGUGCAUCAGACUUUUGAAAAUAACAGCACGAUACCAGGAACUUUCAAUGUUGGUAUAUCGCAAACUGUCGAAAAUACCGUUGCAUCAGCUUGGACGACUGGUGGCGAAUUAUCCAUAGGUCAAGAAAUUAGAUACGGCUUCAAAAUCGGCCACAAAACUACUGGAGGUGCUCUAUCCUUCACUUAUACCUCUUCGUACGGCAAAAGUGUAGAACAUUCGCAGAGCGUUCUUCUAGGAACAUCAUCAGGCAUGAAUGUCCUGUUAGAACCGGGUCAGUCUGUCGUCAGUCAACUGCACGCUACUAGAGGCUCUAUCAAAAUAGAGGUUGAGUAUGCUGCUUCGUUAUCUGGUAGUACUGCUGUCAAUUACUCUAAGAAGUAUAAGGGUCAUCACUUCUGGGGUCUCAACAUAAGGAAUGUGAUGUCCAGCUGUCGAUUAAGUAACUCAAAGGUUACUACUGAGGUCAUUGAAAUAGGUUUCUAUGCAAAUUCGAAAAUAGUGGUCAAUGAUAGACGAUCGGGCAAGAAGAUCGUUGAGCUCGAUGUUUAA